Molecule: messenger RNA, 213 nt
Organism: Plasmopara halstedii
Lineage: Eukaryota; Oomycota; Peronosporomycetes; Peronosporales; Peronosporaceae
Exons: 2
Coding region: 1-213 (70 amino acids)
Source: RefSeq, a predicted model, not a curated record
AUGUGUCAACUAAGGCGAAUACUCGUCUCAUUUGCACACAAUUGUAGACAUACUUUUGGCAUAUCGCGCACAUCAAAUAACUUAACGUAUACUGUGAAAGUUCUCGACGAUGUCAGUGCAGACUGCUCGUACCAUGAGAUACGUGACAACUGGUGUUUCUGCGGCUGCAAUAUGGCUGGAAUCUCAGACGAAUUUGUCGCUGCAAUGCCUUGA